AUGAUCAACAGGUGCUUCUGCUGCGUCGCCGGCGAUGAUGAGCCUGAGCCAGCCGCCGCACCACCCGCUGGUCGUCGCACUCGCAGGACGAAUCCGUCGAGGACACCUAAGAGCAGGAGUAUAGAGUAUCCAUGGGAGAUCUACAGCCUCAAGGAGCUCCUGCAGGCGACCAACAACUUCAACGACAGCAACAAGCUCGGGGAGGGCGGAUUCGGCACCGUCUACUGGGGCCGCACCUCCAAGGGCGUCGAGAUCGCGGUGAAGCGGCUCAAGGCGAUGACGGCCAAGGCGGAGAUGGAGUUCGCCAUCGAGGUGGAGAUCCUCGGCCGUGUCCGUCAUAAGAAUCUUCUCAGCCUCCGCGGUUUCUACGCCGGCGGCGACGAGCGCCUCAUCGUCUAUGACUACAUGCCCAACCACAGCCUACUCACGCAUCUCCACCCCCAACGCGGCGCCCCCUCCUCCCAGCAGCAUCAGCCCCUCGACUGGGCACGCCGCGUUUCCAUAGCCAUCGGUGCCGCCGAGGGCCUCGCUUACUUGCACCACGAGGCGAACCCGCACAUCAUACACCGGGACAUCAAGGCGAGCAACGUACUGCUGGACGCGGACUUCGUUCCCAAGGUCGCCGACUUCGGGUUCGCCAAGCUCAUACCCGACGGCGUGUCGCACCUGACGACGCGGGUGAAGGGCACGAUAGGCUACCUGGCACCGGAGUACGCCAUGUGGGGGAAGGUCUCCGAGAGCUGCGACGUCUACAGCUUCGGCGUGCUCCUCCUGGAGCUCGUCAGCGCGCGCCGGCCGCUCGAGAAGCUCCCCGGCGGCGUCAAGCGCGAGAUCGUGCAGUGGGCGGCGCCGCUGGUGGACCGCCGCAAGUGGGAGCGCAUCGCGGACCCGCGCCUCGCCGGGCGGUUCGACGCGCAGCAGCUCCGCGCCGUGGUCGAGGCCGCCAUGCUGUGCACGCAGAGCAACGCCGAGAGCCGGCCGGACAUGGCCGAGGUGGUCGAGAUGCUCAGGUUCAGUGGGGAGCGGCGGACAACCAUGGAGAUCGUCCCGGUGGUCGCCACGAGCAGCGAGCUAACGACCCCAGACCUGCAAGACGUCACCGGCAGCAGCGAGCCCCUGGACAGGCGGAGCUGGAAGGUGGCCAAGCUGAGGUGA
Miscanthus lutarioriparius is the source of this 1155-nucleotide messenger RNA. The record is from the annotation of a GenBank genome assembly. NCBI's taxonomy places the organism in Eukaryota, Viridiplantae, Streptophyta, Magnoliopsida, Poales, Poaceae.